This is a messenger RNA of Amborella trichopoda, 2342 nucleotides long. NCBI's taxonomy places the organism in Eukaryota, Viridiplantae, Streptophyta, Magnoliopsida, Amborellales, Amborellaceae. The record is from RefSeq and is a predicted model, not a curated record.
UGGAGUUCACUCUCUCCUUGUCCUUCUCGCUGUAAAGAACCCUAAUCUCUCUCUGGACAGAGGAUAGCAGCUAUGCUCAUCCAUGUCUCGCUUUCUCUCUCUUGGUCUUGGUCUCGGUCUCUUUGUUUCUCUCUGUACAAUUUCUGAAACUGCCUUUUGUUCAGCCUCAUUUUGUGUUGUCUCUAGAUAUCAUUGAAUCUUCUGUACAAUUUCUGAGAUUGCCUUUGUUCAGCCUCAUUUUGUGUUGUCUCUAGAUAUCAUUGAAUCUUCGGAUGGGUUUGAGUCUCUCUCUAGAACUUUGAGAUGAUUUUGGUUUAUCUCUCGACAUUGUGGUUGGUGGUUUCAUAGAUUUAUCGCUAGAAGUUUAACAGGGUUUUUCUCUUAACGUCGGUUUUGUGUUAGAGAAUACCCAAAUCUAAUAUACGUUUUUCUGUUAAAGAGAUUUUAUGGAAUAUCAAUACCCAACUUUAACAGGGUCAUAUUGGUUUGUUCUACUCAUUUAACUGCAGAAUCAUUCACAGGUUUUUUGUUUAGUUUCUUAUUUUUUUCUUCAAAUUUUCUGCAUUUUUGGUCUUUUACCAUGAAUGGCAUGUUCGUAUUGGUUAUUUUCUUUUUUUUUUCUGCACUGUGUUGUGAGGUGCGAUGCUUUUUUGCCUCUUUUUGAGGUUCUGUUCAUUUGUCUCUUUUGAGGUGCUGUUCAUUUGCCUCUUUUGAGGUGCUGUUCAUUUGCCUCUUUUGUGGUGCUGUUCAUUUGCCUCUUUUGAGGUGCCAUUAUUUUUUUGAUGUUUUUUGCGUGGAAUUCAAAUAUGUUUGGGUGUGAUUUGAUUCUGAAUUUUCAUGAUCUGCUAAUAGUUGGCGACCUCGUUGAUCUGUUAUUCAUCUGUUUAUUGUUGUUUGCUUUGCUAUUGAUGUAAUUUUUCUCAUCUUAAGAUUCUUCCAUGAAUAUUUUAUUCAGUUUAUCCAUGAUUUAUUCAUCAUUAGUGCUUAUUUUUUCUUAUGCAUUUUUUUUGAAAUUUCUUCCUCGGAUAAGUUGAUCAGUAAAUUAUUUUGUUCCAUAUUUUUUUUUUGCAAAUUAUUGCUAUUGUCAUGUAGGAUUGUUAUGGGUGGACUCUGUGGUUCAAAUGAGUGGUUGGAUUGAAAUUUGUCCUCCUUUGGUUUGGUUUUCCAGGAUAAAUUAUUGUGUUACUUUCAUUCUUUGGAUUAGAGUCAGUGUUUUGCUUCAAAUCAAUGAAAUACAUAAUGAAUAGUUAGAACAAGUUGUUUCCUGCUUUCCUACUACCAAACAAGUGAAAAUAGCAGCUCCAUAGUUUAUCAAACAAGGUUCCCACCUUUCAGGCUACCAAUUUUCACUUUCUUCCUAGAUUUCGGGAAAGUCAGCAGCAGUGAGAAUCCUAGGGAAACUGAGAGAAAUUCACCAAACGCAUCCUUAUCGAAGCAAAUAAGAUCUGUGAAGUCCCCACAUUAUCCGUUGGAGCGCACAAAGUUUUAGGGUUUUGUAAAGCUCAAAAGUGAGGAAAAUUUUUCAGUUUUGUAGAGCCCAAGAUUUCUGGAUUAUGGGUUGGAAGGCUGCUCAAAAGCUCAUCCAGAACUGGAAAAUCAUAAGAGGUUAUGAUAAUCAGGGGCAAAGAUAGAGGUGAAACAGGCAUAAUCAAGCGAGUGAUUCGAUCACAAAAUCGUGUUAUUGUUGAGGGAAAGAAUCUGGUGAAGAAGCACAUCAAGCAGGGACAGGGUUAUGAAGGUGGGAUUUUCACUGUGGAAGCCCCUCUUCAUGUUUCCAAUGUCCAGGUGCUUGACCCAGUCACAGGUAAACCUUGUAAGACUGGAAUCAAGUACCUAGAAGAUGGCACAAAAGUACGAGUCUCUAGAGGAAUAGGAACAUCGGGAUCCAUCAUUCCUCGACCUGAAAUCUUAAAAAUAAGAACAACAUCAAGGUCCAAUAUAGUUGGCCCAAAAGAUACCCCUAUGGACCUGGUUUUAGAGAAGACAUACGAUGCUGAAACUGGAAGAGGGAUGCCCGAGCUUUGAGAAUGACAGGGAUUACACCCUCAAAUUAGCAAGAUCUAUGCCAUUAUUGCACUACACUGAGACCCAUUUCUUGAACAAAGAGCCUACCAGUUCCACACUUUCCUAUCACUUGGUUGCUAUUUUUAUUUUUAUUUUUGUUGGAGAAAAGGAAAGAGAGCGUGGACCGAUAAACAGGUGAAGAACAUGUUUGUCUGAAUGUACAUUGGACAUCAUGAUUAAUAUUGUUCACAGUAGUGUGACACUUUGUAUGAGCUAACUGUUUCAAAUUUUGUUCCUCAAAACAAAUCCCGAUACCGUUCUGAAGAUUAUUUUGCGAA